CACCCGGGGCGGAGCCGCGGCUGCGGCGGGGCCGGGAAGAAGCGGCAGCGAGGAGCUCAGGGGUUUCGUCCGGCAGGGAGUGAGAUCCUGUCCACUUGCCGCUGGAGCCUCCUAAAAGAUUCAGUUGGAAACCGGAUUAAGUAUUAAGGCCGGAGACCAUCUGCGAGCUUAGCCAUUAAAUCCCUGGAGCAACACGGUGGGUGCUUGAGGCGCAUUUCAAGGCUCCUUUGUUUUAAAUUCAUGUGAUAUAAUACUGCCCUCUAUAAUAAAUUUUCAUGCCAGAAGAACACAGUCAAACUAUAAUGGCAGUUGAUGAACUUCAAGCCAUAAUACAAAGAUGUCAAAUUCUGGAAGAAGCUGAUUUCAAAGGAGAAGAUUUUAAUCUAUUUCAGGUAGCAGGUCAGAAAUGUUUGGAAGAUGGAUAUGCAGCUCAGUUAUUAGAAGUAAUUCAAAAUGAGAAAAACAAGGUUAUCGUCAAGAAUAUGGGUUGGAAUCUCAUUUCUCCUCUUGUUAGAUGUAUUUUCAUGUAUAAACAAGAAGAUGAUAAGCGAGAACACUGCCUGAGGAUACUAGAACAGUUGGCACAGCUCUGCAAUCCAAAGGAACUUUUUUUGGGCUUACUUGAGCAGAUUGAGCAGACCUCUGGAGAGCAAGUGUGUCAAACUGUCAUGUUAUUGCUUCAGCCUUUGCAGACAGUGCUUUUGAAACUGCAGAACAAGAAGGCCUACUCAGUGGGUUUGUCAUUGGCUGUGAUUAUGAAUCAGCUCACUCCAUUACCUGUACCCUACACAAAACAACAAAUAGAAGAAGAUAAACUUGGUCUCUGUCAAUGUUGUAAUGCAGUGGUGGACUUUGCUAAACCUUUUGUGAAUGAAGUUGUUAAAAAUAUGGAAAAGUCGUCAGAAUACAAUGACAUGGAGCUGAAAGAAGAAUUAAUAAAAUUCUGUAUGAAAAGCCUGCAAUACCCAUUAUUGACAGCUCAGCUUGAACAACUUGAGGGCAUUGAAGAACAUCCUUUUCGGCAUUUUGCAACUGAAAUUACAGACAUUUUGUGGAACAUUGGAGAAUUGAUACCGUUAGUGUUUGUACACCACAAGGGCAAAAGUCCACUCUGGGAGAAUCAGGAGUUUGCAGACAUAGAGCGAAAGAAUUCCGCCGAUUCUUUGGCAUGUCUGUCGUAUCUGAUGUUUGUUCAGCAUUUUGGUGUCGAAUGCUUCCCAAUGGUUUUUAGUCCUUCAUACCUUCUGCUGUGCAAUAUGACACAUAUUGAAGUGCUGCUGAAAAGAACAGAAGAAUCUGUAUUAUCUAAAGGACUUGAUCUGUUUGAGAGCUGUUUAUUGAGAAUGGAAGAUAACAGCCUUCACCAUCACUAUUUAGAAUUCAGAGACUUUAUUAAUGUACCUCAGGAUUUGGUGAAAAUUAUGACCCUUUGUCCCAUGGAGCAUAUGAGAAAGAAGAGUUUAAGUAUUUUGCAGUUGUUCAUAGACAAGUUUGAUACAGAGGGAAAAUAUGCAUUAUUCAGGUGUUUACUGAAGACAAGCAACCAUGCUGGUGUGGAAGGAUACAUUAUUAAAAAUAUAAAAGAUCAGAUUCACUUGGCAUUAACGGAGUAUGACAACAUUUGGUUUACGGGACAUCACCUGAUCUCCCUUCUAGAUUUAGUACUUUCACUUCCAGAAGGUGCUGAGACCGAUCUUCUGCAGAAUUCAGACAGGAUUAUGGCAUCAUUAAAUCUGCUGAGAUACUUGAUCAUUAAGGAUUGUGAAAGUGACAAUCAGACUGGUGUAUGGACCACACUUGGCAAGAUAGAGCAGAAUUUCUUAAAACCACUGCGUGUAGGACUCAAUAUGUCAAAAGCACAUUAUGAAGCGGAAAUAAAAAAUAAGAAAGAGAACAGAAAAGAGGCACACAGUUCUAACACAGUUUGCUCUGUAACUGUUAGUGGGGAAAAGAUGCCUGCCAUGACUACUGGAAUGCAGCUUCAAGUUUUACACUCAGCUCUCUUUACAUUUGAUUUAAUAGAAAGUGUUCUAGCUCGAGUAGAAGAACUCAUUGAAGUGAAAACAAAAGCUGUAAUGGAUGAAAAUAGUUAAGGGAGUGAAGUGUUUGAAUUACCAUACUCCUGAAAAGAACAUCUGAACUAUGAGACUUCAGUUGCAAGGGAUGCUACUGCCCUUUAAAGAAGAGCGAUUUAGAGGGGCCUCCAGAAGAACUGCAAAUGCUGCUCUUCACAAGUCUUGUUGCUGUUCUUUUUUAUUUUCUUUUGCUCUUGUUGCAUGUGAUUUGCAGAUAAUGUCUAUUUGCUCCUCUUCAGAAUUGUGAGCUUUUUCUUAUGUUUGGAAACUAAAGGCAGGGGUGUGCUCUUCUCUGUGGCAAGUUAGGCAUUUAUUUUUUUUAAUUUUCAGAAUUUUUUGGGUAAUAGUUGCUGUCUGGUGUUGUGAAUUACAAAAAUUUUUAUCAAGAAGAACCAAUAAUUAAAAAGUCCAGAUUAAGCAGAAGAUACUUUUAUUAGCACAUUUUAAUGUUGACAGACAAGCUUCUCAAUUUGCAGGACUGUAAAGUAUAGAUAGAUAACAGUACAGAAUAUACAAUCUAUAAAUGGUAAAAACAAAAGGAAAGGCAAAGGAAACCAGGCUUUAAGAAAAACAGAUCAACUUUGAGCCAAAUAAGAUGUUAGAACUUAGUAACACAACUGAUAACACUUGUGUUUAAAAAGUAGUGUAAGAUUGCAUACAUACAGCUGCUGUUUUUAGGGAUACCUCUAUUUUGGAAUUGUUUUGAUCAUCCUUGUCUUUAAUAAUACAGCUUUCCUUAAGAUACAGUAAAUAUUUAGGGGAAUUAUUAAUAAACAGAGGAGCCUCUAAGGUCAGAACCAAGUUAAAAGCAACGAUGACUUCUCUAUAGUGCAGCUCAACAACUUUUUUUCCCUCCAUAGAAAGCACAUUUGGUAUCAAGUAUGCUAUUUUUUCACUGUAUUGCUAUUUAAUAUGAAUUUUCAUUCCAAAUACAUAUGUUGAAUGUAGUUUUUUGAAAUGUAACUAUAUUUUUAAGAACAUUCUAUAUUUUGUUUAAAAUGUAGCGACUCUAUUUAUGAAUAAAAAACCAACUAUUAAGUUAAUUACAGUGCAACUGGUACUCCUGAAGCAUCUUCCGAACUGGACUUUUUUCUAUUAUUUGGGCUUUUGUCAUUUCCAUUUUGCAACGAGUAUCAUCUGCUCCUGGUUUGGAAGUAACCUUGGAGAAAAGAAAAAUAAUAUUAAUAGAACACAGGGACUUUUAGGUAAUAGAAUAUUCAACAUUUUAUUUUUCCAACAGUAGAAAUGCAAAAUUAUUCAGCAGUGAAAUUUGAAUUGUGUGUUCUUAAGUAGGUGUUCAGGAAUGCUGUACACAUAGGUGAUAGUAUUUGAACAGGAGUUAACAGUAAAUGAUGACAUCCUAACUUAACAAUGGUAAGUAAAAGCAAAAAAAGCUCUUUACUUUCUAAUUUUUUUUCCUAGAUGCUACUAAGAGCUAUUAAGUUACCUUUAAUGGUAAAGACUCAGCUAAUGCAUCAGAGUAUCAGUCCUACCUUAGUGUAUAAAUGGAUUGUGGUCAGAAUAACCUAAAAGGUUCCAUUAAGGAAAACCAAGUAUUUUAUAGUUCUUGGCUUUUCCUGAGUAAUACAGUAAUAUUUUUAAGUGUAUGCAACUGGACUUACCUUAGCCAUAGUUAGCAUUAAUUUAACAGUUUCAGCAGGAUUAUGAACUGGUAUUACACGUAAAUUGCUGCCCAAGAAUCUGUACAUCAAAAUAAAUAAGGUUACUUUUAGAAUAUGUAUUUAAUUUGUUAUGCCACAAAACUCAAACAGCAUUCCCACAUGAUGUAAACAGCUUUUUAGUGUGCAGUUUUACUUACAGAGAAGGCUGCUUUUAUCUUGAAAGGCAAGUGCAGCAUUCAUGCUGUUUGUAAAGCCAUCUGUCCCAUUUCUGUAUGACUUAUUUAGGUGGGAUUUGGAAGGGCUCAUUUCUUUAUCUAGGUCUCUUCAACCACCAAUCAGCACUUCUUAAGCAUGUGUACAUUCAGAGAGAGCUAAACCCUCUUCUGUGAUAUUGCUGAAGACUUCUCAGUGGCAGUAAAAAAUAUUUGGGUUGUAUUUAUGGCUGUGAAAGAACACAGCAAAGUAUCUAACAACACUGUGCUAAAAAUACUUCAGAACCUGAACUAAAUCUUUGUAGUGUACUAUAAAUAAAACAACCUGUAUUCCAGACACAAUUAAGAUAAUGGGAUAAUUCCACUACUUUCAUGUAAAGACUCGUUCACUCAAUACUUUAACCUAAAAUGAAUUCUUUCUAUAAAUAGUGUUAUUCAUAUGCAUUCAUUCUUGAGAAGAGUAUCUUAAGAUUUAAAAUAGUAACAUGAGUUGUCAAUCAUGGUUAUGGAAGAGAGACAUCAAAGCUUAGGCAAGCACAGAGCCUCUCCCUCAGAAUUACACCUUAAGUGUGUUAUAACAGUGACGUUACCUUUGCUGUUUUCUGUUGUAGAGCUAAAACAGGAGAGGGACUUCACAACAAAGAAUGAGGAAUUUUAAAUAACCAAAAUGAAUUUAAAUAAUGCAGAUGAAGUGCCCAGCUGCUCAGUUGCAUAGUCCCCUGUGACCUCCCCUUGUGCCUGCCACCUGUUCUUCCCUGCAAUCUGUCUGAUGACUUGGACUCAUUCACAUUAAGACCUCCUGCUGGUAAGGUAUCUCAUCUGAACUUGUCUGCCCUUGCUCCUAAUUAGCAAAAAUAAAUGUUACAGGAACUGUCCUUCGCUAAGCAUAGGCACUCAGGUCCCUGGUGAAUUUUGCUAAAAUGUGAUGUAGGAACAAGGGUUGGAUUUACAUUUAGAGAUUAGGGAAAUAAAUUGAUGCAAUUUUGCAAAUACUGGAAUGGGCUAAACAAAGCAUGGAUGAACAAAGUGCAACAAAUAAAUAAUUACAUGUACUUACCUAGAUCCAUGAAAAUAUAUUUCUAUAAAUAGUUUUGCUUCCAAUAACAGCAGGUUUAAAUUUAGUGUUAUUAAUUUGACUGAUGGACAGAAUACUGGGAAGGAAUUUGAACAUGGCUGGCCUUUCCUCCAAAGUGUUUAAAACAUACCAUACAGAUGUACUGAGGUUAUUUCUGAGAUUAUUUAAGCUGCUAUUAAACACUACUUUUUUCCCACUUCCACCAUGCUAUACACAAUUCUGCAUAAAGUGUUUGUGUUGUUAACAAUAAUCCUAUAAUUUUCUUGUUAAUAAUAACAAAAAAUAAUCCUUCCCCAACUGCAGCAAAGCCAUAGAUAAGCAGAAAGAAACAGUAAUAAAAGACAACCUGAUGAUACUAAGGGGCUUUGUUUUUUUUAACAAAUCCAACAGGUGGCUUUUAAUUUCAAAGAACAUGGCACAAGUUUCAACCCCACUAGGAGAAGCUCAGUCAGUGAUUUACAAACAAUAGCAGAACUCCAAGCUGCCAGGUAGUAAAAGAAGCACAUGCAUUUAAAUAUAUAUAUAUAUUUUUAUAUAAUUGUCCCUUGUCAACAUCAAUUUGAUAUUGCUUGCAAUGAAAAAACAUUUUUUAUUAUAAUAAAACUACUGACUUGCCAAAUGAAUGCAGUUCCAAAACAUUGCAUUUUAGUGAUCAGCAUGUGCACAAGACCCAUUGUAUAUAACCACAAAGUAGAUUGAGAAUUAGCAUUGCCAUCACCUGAAUAAUGUGAAUUGCUGAAUGGUGGCUGAAUUUUUAAAACCUCUCAUGAAAAUUUACAACGUUUUCACAGACGGGUAAUAGAUUUCUUACAUUUUAUCUCACACACUCUAUUCAUCAGCAUUUGGCAGUAUGCCCAGGAUUUAAUGAAACUGGUGCUAGUUUCCUCAAGGAGGUAAAGAUCAAAGACUUCAUUAGAAUAGUCACUUCUUUGAGGCCAAGAGUGACAAUCAACUGCAGUUAGGGCUACUGUACCUACAAGAAAAUAGUUCUGACUACAAGCAUGGAGCAUAACCCAAUUGCUGUUGUCAGCAGGUAUGUACUGAAAUAUGCAAGUUUUCAGACUUCAUUAGAAAUCAGAGAUAAAAGAUUUAAACAAACCAGUUUUAGUAUCUUUUAUACUUCUGGUGUAAAAUAACACUGAUUAUUUAAUUGUUCUAGCACAGUGUAAUAGAUGCUGUUCCAAGUAAACAUUUUAAAAGGUAAAAAAUUUGCACUUUACAAUAAAGCCUUGUCUCAUGACGUAAACUUGCCUGUUCUGUUUUGAAGAUGACCAUAAAAAUAUGGCUACAGAGCUAAGAAAAUGUUCUGAAUUUCCAAUGCAAGAAAAAAUUUUAAAAUAAUUAUAUUACAUAGCCCUAAAAUGAUUGAAAGGAAUCUUAUUUGCUAUGUUUUGAGGAACAUCCUCUUUUGUUACCUGUGAUGCAUCAGAUUGAUUCACUUGGUAUUCUUUUUAUUUGCUGUUAAUAAACAAAUGCUUUAAAUAA
Messenger RNA from Parus major (Great Tit), 6469 nucleotides. RefSeq names its product glomulin, FKBP associated protein (gene GLMN). The transcript has 20 exons. The record is from RefSeq and is a predicted model, not a curated record. Lineage: Eukaryota; Metazoa; Chordata; Aves; Passeriformes; Paridae. Gene Ontology annotation, cellular component: cytoplasm. Gene Ontology annotation, molecular function: ubiquitin-protein transferase inhibitor activity. Bases 276 to 2093 code for a protein of 605 amino acids.